Messenger RNA from Pomacea canaliculata, 6689 nucleotides. Its product is annotated as multidrug resistance-associated protein 1-like. Gene Ontology annotation, molecular function: ATP hydrolysis activity; ABC-type transporter activity; ATP binding. Gene Ontology annotation, biological process: transmembrane transport. The record is from RefSeq and is a predicted model, not a curated record. Gene Ontology annotation, cellular component: membrane. Lineage: Eukaryota; Metazoa; Mollusca; Gastropoda; Architaenioglossa; Ampullariidae.
AUCUCCCUUGAGAUGAGCAGACGACUGUUACUAUCGAGUAGAGCAGUUGAAAGUCUGCACGCUACCCAACAGUAUUCACGAAGAUGACAUAGGAGGUUUUAUACAAAAAGAACACGAAAACUUAGAAAUAAAUGUUGACGUUUUAGGAACAGAGUACGAGAAUGGAAGGGUUUUGCGACUCCUCGCUUUGGAAUUCAACACAAACAUGGGAAGCAUCAUGGCCUCAAUUUACCCCAUGUUUCCAGAACACGGUGUUAAUAUGGUCACCUUGCGGCUUUCUGUGGCUUGCUGCUAUCUUCUAUGUCUACAACAUUCUUAAGUAUUAUCGAUCACAAUCUCAGCCAAUCAGUUGCAUCUUCCUAGGAAAGAUGAUGCUCUGUUGCCUUCUUUUUGUAAUGGCUAUUGUGCAACUGUUGAUCUGCAUAAGUGAUCACAACACAAGUAAAGAUUCUCUUUUAAAAGCAGAUGUGUUUGCACCAGCAAUACUUGCAAUCACAACAGUACUUGCAGGUCUCAUAAUUAUGCUGGAGAGACAGAAAGGAUUUAUCACAUCUGGCGUACUUUUCAUAUUUUGGUCUCUGGCCAUUACACAGAUUGUGCCUUUCUACACACUUUUGAAGCUGCAGGUUUACAAGGAAAACAUUUUGAAAUUCAGCGUGUUUUACAUUCAGUAUGCGCUUAUACUUCUCCAACUCCUAGUGCACUGUUUUGCAGAAAGUCCUCAUCAUCCUUAUCAGUCUAUUAAUAAGCCAUGCCCAGAAACACAGUCGUCUUUUUUGUCUCGCUUGACAUUUUGGUGGGUGAAUGGACUGCUGCUCCAAGGUUUCCGUAUGCCACUAACAGAAGAGAACAUGACAGACCUCAAUCCUAGGGAGAUGUCAAGCACAGUUGUGCCACGAUUUCUAAACAACUGGAAGAGAGAACUAAGUCUUGCAAGACAGAGGUUCCAUAAAAAUCAGCACAAUAAAGCGCAAAGAAGAUCAUCAUUUUAUCGGGACACAGGGUCUUUGAUCAUGGAUGCAGAUGAAACUACACCUCUUAUUGUUACCAAUAAACAUCAAGAAGACUUUAAAGGCAAAAAGCCUGAGCACCCAAGUCCAUCACUUUUGAAGAUACUCGUCAAGACAUUUGGAGUUCAAUUGCUACAAAGCCAUGUGUGGAAACUUUUUUAUGAUGCUUUGAUACUCACCAACCCGCUGGUACUUGGACAACUCAUUGAGUUCAUUGAGGAUAGCGACUCUGAACCAUGGCGUGGAUAUGUGUUGGCACUUGUACUUUUCCUGUCAAUGCAGCUUCAGUCAUUAUUUUUUCAUCAACUCUGGCACCUCUCUACAUCUCUUGGACUCCGCAUCCGUACAACCAUCAUCUCUGCUGUUUUCCGAAAGGCCCUUACUAUGAACAAUCUAGCUCGACAAGAAUCCACAGUGGGUGAAGUAGUGAACCUUAUGUCAGUGGAUGCAGAGCACCUGGAGCAAACUGUGGCAUACCUGUAUUCCAUCUGGUCAAGCCCUCUGCAGAUCUGUGUCUCUCUGUACCUGCUGUAUGCCACUUUAGGCCCUUCCAUGUUUGCAGGGCUGGCCAUGCUCAUAUUGCUUAUUCCUAUCAACGGCUUGGUGAUGAGCCGACUUGGCUCACUGAUGACUCAGCUCAUGGCACAAAAGGACAACCGCAUGAAGCUCAUCAAUGAAGUCUUGAAUGGCAUUAAGAUACUGAAACUUUAUGCCUGGGAGUUGCCAUUCUCCAAACAAAUAGGAUCUGUUCGAGACAAGGAGUUAAAUAUACUUUGGUCCUAUUCCUUGUGGUCAGCUGGCAUGACCUUCUCCUGGACUGUUGCCCCCUAUGCUGUGUCUUUAGUGACAUUUAUCACUUUCAUCUACACAAAGGAGGAUCAUUACUUGAGUCCUCAGACAGCAUUUGUGGCCAUUGCCCUUUUUAAUGUUCUACGUUUUGCCAUAAACUUUGCUCCAAUGAUUAUCACAGACGUCAUUAAGGCAGUUGUUUCUUUACGGCGCCUAAACCGAUAUCUUAGCCACGAUGAUCUUGAUCCUAAAAGCAUUGUGCAUGACCCACAUUCUGCGUAUGCAAUCUCCAUAUGUAACGGAACUUUCAUGUGGAAUCUGGAGCUUGGUCCUGUGCUAAAAGAUAUCAAUGUGGACAUUCCUGUGGGCUCUCUUGUAGCAGUGGUGGGACAGGUUGGGUCAGGGAAGUCCUCACUGAUGUCAGCCAUGAUCGGUGACAUGGAAAAGAUUGAAGGACAGGUUAUGGUGAAGGGAACUUUGGCCUAUGUUUCUCAGCAAGCUUGGAUCCAGAAUGACACUGUUCGCAACAAUGUUCUCUUUGGCCAGGUUAUGGAGCAAAAUUUUUACAAUGCCUGUCUUUCAGCAUGUGCUUUGACCCAUGACCUUAGCAUUUUGCCUGCUGGUGACCUUACAGAAAUUGGAGAGAGGGGCAUCAAUCUGAGUGGUGGUCAAAAGCAGCGAGUCAGUCUAGCACGUGCCAUUUACAAUGAUGCUGACAUCUACCUCCUGGAUGACCCCCUGAGUGCAGUUGACAGUCAUGUGGGAAAACACAUUUUUGAAAAUGUCAUUGGUAGCAAUGGUCUUCUCAAAAAUAAGACACGUGUCCUGGUCACGCAUGGUGUACACUGGCUGCCACUUGUGGACAAAGUUUUUGUGAUGAAAGAUGGUUGUGUGUCAGAAGCUGGAAGCUACGAGGAACUUCUCUCACACAAUGGUCCCUUUGCUCAAUUUUUGAAGACAUAUUUUCUCCAGGAGGAUAAGAAUGAGGAAGAGGAUCCAGAAGUGCAGGAGAUGCGACGCAAGGUUUUAGAGAGGCUGGAGUCUGUAACAGACAAAGAGUCAGAAGACAAGACAGUCAUAAAGCGAGAGAGGCAAGUAUCUGCUAGUGGUGAUGGAAAGUUAGAGGCAAAAGAUGAGAAAGACAAGGAAGGUACAGAAGGACUUCCAAAGCAUGGAAAAGACAAACUAAUCGAAGAGGAAAAAGUAGCAGUUGGGAGGGUUCGCUUGGAUACAUUCAAAGAAUAUGCCCGAUCUCUGGGCUAUGGAUAUUUCCUGAUCGUUGUCAUCACUUACAUAAUGUAUGAGGCCUGCGCUGUACUUUCAAACAUCUGGCUGAGUGAGUGGACAGACGACCAAGAGCUCAACAAUUUCACUGUAUUUCCUGCCAACAGCACAGCUCGCAUGAACCGUAACAACUACUAUCUGAUCUUGUAUGGAAGUUUAGGCGGGGGCCAGUUCUUGUUUGUGGCUGUGUAUUCUGUAAUUGAGAGCUUUCGCACGGUACAUGCCUCGAGAAUCAUACACCAGAAGAUGUUGACACGAAUCCUGCAUGCUCCCAUGGGUUUCUUUGAUACCACACCAGUGGGCCGCAUUGUCAACCGCUUCUCAAAAGAUAUCAAUACAAUUGACACUGAACUACCAUUGACCUUUCUUAUGACACUGGACACUUUCUGCGUCGUCUUGAGCACACUGAUCGUCAUAAGCUACAGUACGCCAUACUUCCUUGUUGCAAUACUCCCCUUAGCCGCUCUCUACAUAUUCAUUCAGAGAUUCUACAUUUCCACAUCAAGACAGCUAAAACGCCUAGAGUCAAAGACAUGUUCUCCAGUCUACAACCUCUUUAGUGAAACAUUGUCAGGUGCAAGUAUCAUUCGUGCCUUUGGGAAACAGAACCGCUUUAUUGAAGAGUCAGACAGACGAGUUGAUCUGAAUCAAAAUUUCAAGUUCUACAGUUACAGUGCAAACAGAUGGCUUGGUUUCCGGCUAGAGUUUCUGGGAAAUAUUGUGGUUCUUUGUGCUGCUACCAUAGCAGUUGCAGUGAAAGACACAGUUUCAGGUGGCAUUGUGGGGCUUUCGGUUUCCUAUGCUCUUGAAAUCACAACUAACCUGAACUGGCUGGUUCGUGUGAUAAGUGACCUGGAGACACAGGUUGUCAGUGUGGAGAGGGUGAAGGAGUAUAGCGAGAUUAUCACAGAGGCGCCAUGGUCAAUACCAGGUCAUCGACCACCACAGUCGUGGCCUCAGCAUGGAGAGGUCAAAGUAGCUAACCUUUCAGUAAGGUAUCGACCUGAGAUGGACCUAGUUCUAAAAAAUAUCUCAUUUGCCAUUUCAGCUGGGGAAAAGGUUGGUAUUGUUGGACGAACUGGUGCAGGCAAAUCAUCGCUCACUUUGUCACUGUUUCGUUUGCUUGAGCCUGCUGAAGGACAGAUUCACGUGGACAAUAUCAACAUUGCUGACCUUGGCUUGCAUGACCUCAGAAGCAAGCUGACAAUUUUACCACAAGAUCCAGUCAUCUUUGCUGGGAGCCUGAGAAUGAACCUGGAUCCAUUUGAUGAAUACAGUGAUGCCCAGGUGUGGACAGCUCUAGAACACGCUCACCUGAACGCCUUUGUCAGCUCCUUGCCUGACCAGCUGCAACAUGAAUGUGGAGAAGGGGGUGAAAAUUUAAGUGUGGGUCAGCGACAGUUGCUCUGCCUGGCACGCUCGCUCCUUCGGAAAACCAAAAUUCUCAUCUUAGAUGAAGCUACUGCUGCUGUUGACAUGGAAACAGAUGACCUGAUUCAACAGACAAUCCGGACAGAAUUUGCAGACUGCACAGUGCUAACCAUUGCUCACCGCCUCAAUACAGUCUUAGACUAUGACAAAAUUCUUGUACUUGACAAGGGUCAGAUAGCAGAAUUGGACACUCCAGAAAGUUUGCUGAGGAACCAUGAAAGCAUCUUCUACCAGAUGGCAUCAAGUGCUGGUUUGGUUUCCUGAAAACCAGCAUCAAGAGUGUACAAGUCAAGACAACAUGGCAUUGCAAAGAUUUUGCUACUAAGGAAAGUCAUGUUAUGGUGCUGAUCAGGGAAACAUUAGAAUAAGAAUAUUAGGUUAACAAUAAGCAUUAGAAUCUUAGUUUAAAUGAAAAGAGACAGCACAACCUCAGGAAAUAUAAAUGUCAUUAUCCUCACCAAAAACAACCACCAACAAAAAAAGCACUUGUGGAUAGAUCCUACUGUUAUUUAAAAUGUCAUCUUUUUGCUUCUCUUAAAGUGUGGCAAGGUUUUCUUUUGUCAUUACUGUUACUGUUGUGCAGACUAAUGCAGUGAAAGUAGACUGUUAUAUAUACAAGAUGAUUUCAUGCGUGGCUGCUGGUAGAUGGCAUGUAUAUAUGUAGAUUUACGUAGGUUACACGUACAUGAUGCUUAAUUUUUUUACAGUUCUGAGUUUCUUGCUCAGCUGCAGAGGAAAUACAUUUUUUAUGAAUAUAAUUAUUUAAACUGUAAAUAUUUUAACAAAGUGUAAAGAAAUGAUAAAUUGUGCUAAGAGUACGCUCCGUACGAGAGUGAGUAUGCCCUAAACAAAUCAUGCAUUUAUUAUUAUUAUAUAUGUCUCAUUUAUGCUGAAAAGGUUGUUACAUUUAUCAAAUUUUUGGACGAUGCACCAAAAAGCAAUGUUUAAGAAGCAAUGUACUUAGAAUACACACUAAUGGUAAAAUAAAUUAAAAUUUUGAAUCUGGAAUCACUUGGGCAAUUGAGAUAGGAUAAAUGACAAAUCUUUAGCAAAUGUAUACCUUAAGCUUGAUCAUGCAAAAAUACUUGACCUCAACCAGACAACUGUUCAUUGAUUCCCAGAUAACCAUCAUUUGUAUCCAAACAUUUCCACACUAAUUUAUCGAGUGGAUCAGUGUUGUGAGAAGAAAAUGAUAAUGAUCUUAUUGUCUUAGGUGUCUAAAAAAAAUUAACAUUUGGGUAAGUCUUAGUUGGGUCUUUGUACACUAUGCAAUGUUUAGAAGCUAACAGCUGGAUGAUCAGAAGAGGGAGAUUACUAAAUGUUCAUUAUCUUUGUAUAAAACUGACAGCUGCAACUUUUCAUGCCCACCAACCCCAACCUCUCCCCUCCCCACAGAAUGAAACCUGAAGAUCAUUGUUACCACAUCUGCUUAUCAUAAAUUUUGGACUGUAAGCCACGACUUUUUUCCCCAGCUUUAAACUCCGCAGCUUUAACAGGGACACAGCUUGUUUGAAAUUUUUCAGAUUCCAAUUAAUUUUUCAGGGAGCUCCAUGUUAAAGUGUGUUAACUGUUAACAUUUUUUAUUCAAAGCUGCAUACAAUUGAAGCAUUCAGAUCAGUCGCUGAAGCAUGCACCCUCAUCAUGCCAAAAAGAGACGAAAUGAUUAUCAUGCAGCUUUCAAGUUGUAUGUAUAUAUAAUUAUUUGCAGCAUGUAAACCACUGCAGCUUAUUUGUGAAAAAAGUAGAUUUUUUUUUUAUUUGGUGGGUGCGAUUUAUCAACAGACCGAAAUUUAUGGUAUUUAGUAAUAACCAGUGGCUUUGAUAUCAUUGUGCAUAGUAAAUGCACUUUAAUUAAUAAAUCUGCAUUUCAUCUAUUGUUUUAAUGUUCACAGAGUUGUGCGUUUCAGUGAUAAGGCACAUAGACACAUUUUGGUUUAUAUUUAAUCAGAGGUAAAAGUUAUAAAUAUUUCUCACAAUUGUGACACUUUUGUUGUGUUGACUUUUUAUAUUUGCAUUUCCUUUAAUUGCUUUACUUUUACUUUGCAUAAACUUGGCCUAUCCGUUUGUCCUGAAGUAAAUUUACAUCUUUGCAACCACUAGCUGGCUUUAGUAUCAAGCUGCUAGUCAACAGCAUAAUAUCUUACAUUGAGUGGAAAUAAAGUUGUAAGAAAUGUU